AUGCUCUCUUCCAUCUUCCUCGCUUCAGCCUUCGCCGCCAGCGGCGCCUUCGCUGCCAUCUCCCAGGGCUCCUGGGCCGUUCGCGCUGAUUUCUCGCGCUGCAACUCCUCGACGCCGCUUGAGCCCGUCCUCGAUGGCGCCAAGAGCACCUACUCGACAACAGACAAGAUCGUCGACUUCAACAUCGACUCCCCGUUCCAGGGCAACCUGGUGAUUAAGGUCGCCGGCGCGGCAGGCUACGGGUCGCCGUACCCGCCGCAGCAGGUCGCCGUGGAGGUCUUCGCCGAGGCGACCGGAGGAGACCCCGGCGUGUGGGCCAACGCGACGGUUAUCCCCGGCAUGGGACAGCCGGCUCUCAUCUCUGGGAUUUACUGGAACACAAGGAGCGAUAUUACUCUUACUCCGGCUUCGAACGAGACUGUGUCGGUUGAGACGAUCUUUGAUGGAGGUAGCUUGGUUGUUUUCUACUGCGGCCUUCCCGAUGGUCCUACGCCUCUUUCGAAGAGAAAGCACUUGUAA
Messenger RNA from Colletotrichum chrysophilum, 519 nucleotides. RefSeq lists its product as uncharacterized. The transcript is spliced from 3 exons. The record is from RefSeq and is a predicted model, not a curated record. Bases 1 to 519 code for a protein of 172 amino acids. Lineage: Eukaryota; Fungi; Ascomycota; Sordariomycetes; Glomerellales; Glomerellaceae.